Molecule: messenger RNA, 527 nt
Organism: Mangifera indica (mango)
Lineage: Eukaryota; Viridiplantae; Streptophyta; Magnoliopsida; Sapindales; Anacardiaceae
Product: two-component response regulator 24-like
Exons: 2
Coding region: 1-387 (128 amino acids)
Biological process (GO): phosphorelay signal transduction system
Source: RefSeq, a predicted model, not a curated record
AUGAAGUCCGGAGGUUCUUCAAGCAGCCAAAUUUCUGCCCUUGUUGUUGAUGAUGAUUUUGUCAUUCGUCAAAUUCACUCUGCAAUGUUGAAGUCAUUCGGAGUGGAUGUUCAACUCGCGGUAAAUGGAAAAGAAGCAGUUGAUCUUUUCCGUUCUGGGACAAAUGUUCAUAUCGUUUUUAUGGAUAUGGAUAUGCCUGUGAUGAAUGGAAUCAUGGCCACAAGGGAGCUACGAGCAAUGGGCGUGAACACUAUGAUCGUAGGCGUGAGUUCUCGCUAUUUAGAUGAGGACAGGGAGAGGUUUAUGUCGGCCGGUUUGAACCGAUUUUAUGAGAAGCCUUUGACCAUGACGGAUAUCAGGUCUCUUCUCGAUGAAAUGCAGGGUUAAAUCAAGCAACAAGAAUACAAAACCACAAGAUCCAAGAGCUCAAUUAACUCAUUUCUAGAUGUGGGUCAUCAGUGGUUCUUUCUCAUUGAUGAAAUGCUUCAGCUGAAGCUUGUUUUGUGUGGCCUUUGACAUGAAUAAAG